Messenger RNA from Daucus carota subsp. sativus, 1598 nucleotides. RefSeq lists its product as uncharacterized. The record is from RefSeq and is a predicted model, not a curated record. The transcript is spliced from 2 exons. Bases 147 to 746 code for a protein of 199 amino acids. NCBI's taxonomy places the organism in Eukaryota, Viridiplantae, Streptophyta, Magnoliopsida, Apiales, Apiaceae.
UUAAAAAGAAACCAAGAGCUUUCAAAUGAGUUUAAUCACCCUGUAAAAAAUGAAAUUAAGCCAGAAAGCCUAGAGCUAGGGUUUCAGAGUCUUGAUUUUGGUGAUCAAACCCUAGAUAAUGAAUUAAUUGGUGAUCAGGAAGCUAGAUGGGUUUAAGUGGUGAAGAUGAGGGUUUUGAGUUGGUGCUUGCUAUCAAAACAGAGAGGGGUUCUGAUAAAGGUGGAACUUUGGGUAAGGAAUUGGUGGUGAGAAUAAUCAAGGUGGUUUGGGGGGGGUUUAGAGAUGGUGAUGAGUUUGGGAGUAAGUUGUGUGAGAAUGAGAAUCAAGUCAGUGAUCGUGAUUGGAAAGGUUUUAUUAAUGAUGAGGCGAAAUUCGAAGAGAGAAAAAGCGAAAAGUUAGGCGGUGUGGAAGGAAAUGAAGGUCAUUAUAAGGAAAUGAAGGAAGGGGGUGAGGGUAAGGACGGGAGUAAGUGGAGUGAGAUUGAGAAUGAAGGCGGUGAUCGUGAAUUGGAGGGUAUUAUAAAUGAGGCGGAAAUCAAAGAGAGAAACUCUGAAAAGCGUUGUGUGGUGGAAGGAAAUGUAGGAGACACUAAGGAGAUGAAUGAAGGGGAGGAUAACGAGGGGAGUAAGUGGAGUGAGAUUGAGAAUGAAGAUGGUGAUCUUGAUUUGGAGGGUAUUAAAGAUGAGGCGGAAAUUGAAGAGAGAAAUCUUAAAAAGAUGGAAAAGAAGGUGCUUUUAAGGAAAUAAAGGAUGGGGAUAAAGAUGAGGGGAGUAAUAGGAGUGAUAUUGGGAAUGAAGGCGGUGAUUGUGAUUUGAAGGGUAUUGAAGAUGAAAUGGCAAUCGAAGAGAGAGACCCUGACAAUCGUAGUGUUGUGGAAGGAAAUGGGAUUGGGGGUAAUUGGAUUGAGAUUGGGAAUAAAGGUGGCGAUUGUGAUUUGAAGGGAAAAGAGGUCAUUGAGGAAUAUGAAGAUGGUUGGGAUGUUGGGAUGAUAUCAUUGAGGACUAUGAAGAUGGUUGGGGUGAGAAUUGGGAUGAUGGUGCUGUAAGAGCUAAAGCUAAUCAGGAGCGACAGUGUUUUGAUAACUAUGAAAAUGAGAGGGAUAUAAAUGAUAAAGGACCUCAUUGGUACAGGAAGCUGAAAAAGAUUCAGGGAGCUCAAAUGAUGAAAACUUUGGAAGGCGCCAUUAUCCUUUGAGGCCUGAUGUGGAAGCUUGUUCGUUAGAACUGGGACUUGCAGGUUUGGAUCGAAUUGCAAAUUUAAUCAUCCACUUGAGAGGAAAAACCAGGCUGUUAGGGAUACAUUUAAGCAAAAGGAGGAAUUUUAUGAUAAUACGAACUUUAGUAUGUAUUACAUAAGGUUCUGGUUGCUUAGGCAAAUUUUGAGAUACUUUAAGUAGUUCACGGUCUGUGGCCUCAGCUGAUUCUUUAACUCUAGGAGACUUGCCUCUUUUGGUUGGCUCCGGAUAAUCCAUACCCUUCCUCUUUAAUGUUGGACUUAGGUUGGCACUCUAAGUUGUUCAUGGCCUCAGCUGAUUAAAGAGAACCUUAGGCGAUGAAUAAUCUUUCCAAUAAAGACUUUCGAUUUCCAAAGGACUUAAA